AUGGGAAAUACAAAGAGUGCCGAUUUAAAUGAAGAAAAGAUACAGAAGCCACGUAUUGGAUCAUUGCCCGAUGAUAAAAAAGGAGAUCGAAAUGGCACUCAAAAAAGAAGUGCACAGAGUGCUCGCGCCUCAAUGUCAAGUCAAGGGAAUCGAAAGCCGGUGUUGAAUGCGACACAGAGAACAAUCAUCAAAUAUUGUCUCGAUAAUGCAAAAGACGAUAUUGGAGAAAGAAUUCUUCGACGAGCAGUCGAAAAGAAAGACGAAUUUCGAAGUUUUAUCGACAAUCUACCAAGGGAUCAGCGCUAUCAAGUGGCCGAAAGUUUGAAGCGAUUCCUCAGAGAGAUUUGUGACAAUCUUAUGGAUUCGGAAAACAUUGAAAGAAAAGCUGCCGAUUUCGGAGCGACUCAUGUGCAAUUUCGAGCUGUUGGCUUUAAACCUGAUUACUUUGUAUGCACAGCUGAUGCAGUGACCACUGAAUGCACUUUUCUUGAUGCAGCUACUCAUGGAGCUAGUGACACGGCUUCAGCAUGGUCUCAAUUAACAUCUUUUGUCUUCUCGGCGGUUCGCGAUGGUUAUUAUCAAAAGCUUCGAGAGCAGAGAAAGGCUUCGAAUGCCUUCAGAAACAACCGACAAUCGUUUGAUGUAUCGACAGAUGGAUCAACAAAUAAUGAGGAUAGUCGGAGAUCUGCGAGCCCAAAUGAUACUACGUCUGCUCUCACAAAUGCCGGUAAUGUCGCUCAACACGGUGUUGAGACUGGUCAAUCCGAGCCACCAUCAAAUUUCCUUUCUCCACCCACUGUUUAC
This is a messenger RNA of Mesorhabditis belari, 804 nucleotides long. The record is from the annotation of a GenBank genome assembly. Lineage: Eukaryota; Metazoa; Nematoda; Chromadorea; Rhabditida; Rhabditidae.